Leptopilina heterotoma is the source of this 3260-nucleotide messenger RNA. RefSeq lists its product as uncharacterized. The transcript has 5 exons. The coding region runs from base 119 to 3088 and encodes 989 amino acids. NCBI's taxonomy places the organism in Eukaryota, Metazoa, Arthropoda, Insecta, Hymenoptera, Figitidae. The record is from RefSeq and is a predicted model, not a curated record.
AAUUUUUUUUGUUUUUCUAUAAAAAAUUCGAAAUCUUUGGUAAAAUUAAUAAGUAUAUAAAUUCUUCUAGUGAUUAAACAGGAAAUAAAGUUCUUCUUUGUCGACAUCAAGGACCAAUAUGAUUCGACGUCAAUAUAAUUCGGCCCUGAGAAUAAAGGGAAUUCUAUUCCCUAUCUCCCAGAGGACAUUGUCCACUGCAAAUGUAAGAUACGUGGAACAAAAGAAUAUAUAUAGUGGGAUUCUGUCAAAAAUAAAGAAAAUUUUCCAUCAACCUGAAAUACGAUUUCGAGAAGUUGAAUUAUUGCCAAUCUGUUGCUCCAAACACAAAAAACAUUCGAGAACUAAAAAUCGACCCCUUCGAAAAAUCUUGGCCAACUACAGUAUGGAAAAUAAUCUCCUGCGAAAUAAUAAUAACAAUAAUUCCUACUUGAAGUAUAUACGAAUCGACAAACUACUGAGCGAGUACAUGUUAGCACAGUCGAUGCGAAAAAAGAAGAUGGGUCUCGUGUCUUUGGGACCAGUCCGUGGAAUUAUGGGUUUGGCAUCUUAUACUUCGAAACCGCCAAUCACCGAACCCAACAUGCCACCGCAACAGGAGAAGAGUGAAGAGAAAAAGAGGAAGAAACCAGUCAUCAAAGCUGAUGGCAAAACUACUCAAGAAUUAGAAAAUGAUCUCUUGGGUCUGGAACCAGAAAAUUAUCGAUACCAGUGGGGAGUCAAAUUAAUAGAAACACCUGUACAAGAAGCAUCAACAGAAACAUCAACACAAGAAGCAGUAACAUCAAAAUAUAUUUUACAAAAUUCUUGGGGCGUGAAAGUAAAGAAGAUUUUGGAUAAUGAUGAACUCAAAACUGGAAUCAAAGAAGGCAAAGAUUUCAAUCAUGAAAUUUCCAAAGUUGUAGCCAAUGAAAUCGUGGAACCUAAGGAAUUACCUGAAAUUAAAGCAGAACUUAUCAAAAAUAUUACCGAACCAGAAAAUUUAAAAGUUGAAGAUAAUAUCGAAAAAAUCUCUGCAGAAGAAUUAUUUGAAUCUAAAAUCCUACAAGCUAAAGACAAAGAGAAUGAAACUGAAGCAGAAGUUCCUAAAAAUGAAUGCGUCAACAAUGAUCAAACUAAACUAAAUUCAUCGUUACCAGCACCGGAAGAUACAACAUCCGAUAGUGACUACAAUGUUCCAAAAGGACUUCCCCAAAAUGCGGAAAUUAUCGCUUGGCAGGAUCUUGUUGACAGAUCGAAACCUCCAGUCGAUGAAGCGCUUGAAGCCAAGGAAGGUACAGUUGGUCCAAUGUUCAUUCCUCCAGAACCUCCAGCACCCAAAUUGGACGUAGAAGCUGUAAAACCCAUAAAGGAGGAAAAAUUUGAUUUCCGAGCCAUUCAUAGAAAAUCGCCUUCUACUGAUUAUGCAUCAACGAAAAGAAUUCACACUGACAGUCAUCUCGCAGUCUCAACAACUGUCGACAGUGAAAAUCCGGUAAAAAGUUAUUUGGUCCUAAAUUCCGAGAAAACUACCACUGUUAAGGAGAAUCUGGUCGAUCCGUUUAUGAUCACAAAAAAUGCAGAAGGUUUAAUGAAAACUAAAGAGAAUUUAAAAAAGAUGAGUUCGACGAGAAUGGGACCACGACUUCCAACGAAAGUUUUAACCCUUACGAGAAUCAACACUGAUGACAUGAGUUAUUACAACGCUCUGGAUGCUAAGAAAGUGGAAGAAACAUACGGAAGAAUGGUGGAAAUAGAACUCUCUUCACCGAGUGAAAUAAGUAAAAAUAUUCUAGAUGCUCCCUUACCGACUGAAAUCACCAUCUCCAUGAAACCUUCAUCUGAAAAAAGAGUAGACACCAUGUCCUGGAUUAAAUGCGCAAGGAGUUCAUCAACCAGCAGUUCGGCAUUCAAUUCCAGUGGGAAUUUCUUCGGAAGUUCGUCCAAUGGUUCCUCGGGGUCAAGUGGUCGUAAGAAGUCUACCUAUUUGGCGUCCAGUGAUACGAGUAAAGGAACUGACCGGAAACCCGCUGUAAAGUCCACAGAAGACGAGGAAUCGGAUGAUGAAGUAGAGAACUACGCCCCAGAAGGAAAUUACGUCAGAGUUCCUGGAGAUCCUUAUCCCUACAGUCGAGAACAUUUCUACAAAUGGAGAGUUUCCCGGAAUUCGGACUAUCCUAUAAAUUCUUUAGCGAACAGUUCUAGAAAACAUACGGAUUAUAGAGAAAUUUACAAUUCCGCUGGUGAUUAUUCCAGUGAUGGUUAUAGAACUUCCAAAAAGUAUAAUAAUGUUGGGUAUGGCAGCUCUCUUGAUGGUUACGAUACUGCUAUUUAUAGUGGUUCCAGUACCCCUAAGAGUUAUAACUCUUAUAAUACAGCUAACUAUGAUUAUCAAGAAUACAGCAAUGCUACUUAUGCCGAAAAAAGUGAUUCUGGUGAUUAUGACAAUGUUUUUCAAGAGGACAGUUAUAAUGAUGCAAUUCAUAACAAUUAUGACAAUGCCAAAAAAUAUACCGCAACCACCGAAUACUCCAGUCAUGAAACAGAAGACCAAGACGAAAUCGAAGAUGAUCAAGGGGAUUACUACACAAAAACGUCAAUUAAGGAAGCUAAAGAUCUAGAACUAGAAGAUGGUCCAAUAGAUACGACUUCCAAUAUACAGCAAAUGAACCAAAGUAUUCACAGAUCGUUGAAGAACAAAAACUUCGGUACUUCAGAAAUUGCAAAACAUGACAUCAAUAAAAGUCUAGCAUUAUCGAGAAACGUCGACAGCAAUUUGGAUUUAUUUCAAAACAGAAAUAGGAGUUCGGGAAAAAGUAGAAAUCUGAAAGAAGAUUCAUCUGAAGUUGGAGAGCAAGCGGGUCAGGACGUGUCGAAGGUUUUUGGUCAACAGAAUCAGAGUUUGUGCAGACAACUCAGUACGAUAGAGAAGGAUGAUGGUUGCGAGUUUGAACGGAUGCAGUUCUACAAGGGUCAGGGUCUUUUUCACACAAGAUUAAGCGAUUUGAGAGGGCAAGUCGUGAUAACGAGUCUCGAUCAGCAUUUUCAGCAAUUUCUCAAAAGCAAUUCGCGUUUAAAGAACUUCGAAAAGAUCAAUGAACUACAAUGCUAAUUCAGUGGAUUAGCCUUCUGAUUUUCAGUUUCUUGAAAAAGAAAAAUCUAGCGUUGAAGGAAAAAUGAGGACAAUUUCCGAGGAGAAAAAUAAAUCGGAUCAAUCAAAAAGUGCGGCUGAUGUCGAAGAAACAGAUGCAAUCAGUGGACGGACGAUUCAUCCAGAAAUUACU